AGAGACAACCAUGUAGGACCCAGCUGCAGGACAUACUUUCUGGUACCCACAGAGCUGGCCAAUAACAUUGGGAUUACAUAAAUCAAAGCCAAUAAGCACCCAUAGAACCUCAGAAUGACUUGACAGGCAGUUACCUUAUCUAGUCAGAUCACUCAAAACACGCCAAAGAAGGAUUACCUUGUUUGGAUUUUGUUUGGGAUUCUUCCAGCUAGAGGAGCAGGCUAGCUAGCUAACGUUAACCAAGUAAAGUCCUAAAGUUUUACCUGGUAAAAUACGGUUUAGCUGCUCUAAAUUGAAGUCGAAGAACACUGUAUCUACAUGAAGAUGAUUGACGAUUUCGAGAGUCAUAAGGCCCGGUCCAGCAGAGAUCUGUGGUCCGAGAUCUGCUGGAGCCUGCCUGACGUGCAGGUGCAGGAGGAAGAUCAAGGCCAAGGAGAGGAUAAUGCUGCUCUGUUCAAAGAUUCAUUCCAACCUUCACAUGUUGGCAAUGACCUGCAAUCUAAUGGCAUGUCUAUGAGUUUCUCCUCUCACAGUGUCUGGGAACCUAUGGAAGACUCGGAUGUCUACAUUGCUAGUUUAGAGAAUCGUCUGAAGAGAAUAAAGGGUCAGUGUACUGAGGUGACGUCCAGGGAGAUGCUGCGCUCCCUAUCUCAGGCCAAAACAGAAUGCUGGGAUAGAUUCUUGCACGACGCUCAGAGCUCGGAAAUCUUUCAGGAGGACGAGCUAGAUCAGAGUACCCUGGAGCAUCUAAAGCGUUGGCUGGUACCUGAGAAAGUGGCCAUCAGCGCUGAGGAGCUGGAGUGUCUCCUCCUGCCGUCACUGAGCCGAGAGCAGACCUCCACGGACCAAUCACAGAGCAGACCAGAGGCAGCCGCUCAGAACCAUGAAGAGGACAAGAGUCCCAUACCUGAGAAAUAGCUUCCUGUUCACCGCAGACAUUUUUGUACGUUAUCAUGUGUUAUUCAUGUUCAGAAACAUGAUUGAAUUUCCUGUACUGUCAUUAUUAGGUUAUGUGUAUUUGUCUUUAUUAUUGAGGAGAAAGAAUUCGGUGACAUAUCUUUGCAAAUAUUGGAUCGGUCCAUUUUUUUGUCAUGUUACUCCCAUCAAAUGUUGUUGAUUUUAUGAUCUGGUUCAAAUAAAAAGCAGUUAAUUCUUGGAGUAAUAUCCUGAAACCGCACCGGGUACAUUUUUGUUAGGCUACUACACUAUGUUGGUCUAUAAUGUUGUAACGAGCUUUGGCACUGCUUUAAUUAAGAUACCAGUCCAAUCAAGAGUAUUAAUAGCUCAGAUGAAAUCAUUAUAAAUGUAGCUACUAUAUGGUCAUUACCAUGUAUGGUAAAUAUACUUAUUUUAUUAUAAUGUAUGGUGAAUAUAUACUUUCAUUGUAACGUAGUAUAUUUACCAUACAUGGUCAUGAAUGUAGUAUAUUUACCAUACAUGGUCAUGAAUGUAGUAUAUUUACCAUACAUGGUCAUGAAUGUAGUAUAUUUACCAUACAUGGUCAUGAAUGUAGUAUAUUUACCAUACAUGGUCAUGAAUGUAGUAUAUUUAUCAUACGUUAUAAUGAACAUAGUAUAUGAUUAGCAUUAGUACCAUGUAUGAUAAAUAUGCUACAUUCAUGACCAUGUAUGGUAAAUAUACUACAUUCAUGACGAUGUAUGGUAAAUAUACUACAUAAUGUAUGAUAAAUAUACUACAUAUUGUAUGAUAAAUAUACUACAUUCAUGACCAUGUAUGGUAAAUAUACUACGUUAUAAUGAAAGUAUAUAUUUACCAUACAUAAUAAUGAACGUAGUGUAUUUAUCAUAUAUAUAUAUAUAUAUUUAUUACCAUGUAUGAUAAAUAUACUACGUUCAUUACCACGUGUGAUUAAUAUACUACUUUCAUUAUCAUGUGUAAUGUACUGUGCUAGAUAUUUUAGAUUCUGUAAGUUGGAUGAGAGAUUCAUUUUAAUUGCGGAAGCUUUUGAAACAAAGCUAAUGAACUUGAAAAAGGUA
This is a messenger RNA of Oncorhynchus kisutch (coho salmon), 1997 nucleotides long. Its product is annotated as coiled-coil domain-containing protein 32-like. The record is from RefSeq and is a predicted model, not a curated record. The coding region runs from base 319 to 918 and encodes 199 amino acids. Lineage: Eukaryota; Metazoa; Chordata; Actinopteri; Salmoniformes; Salmonidae. Gene Ontology annotation, biological process: cilium organization. The transcript has 4 exons.